AUGGCGGAGCAGCUGAAGGCGACAUUUACGCAGAAGAACGAGAAGAAUCAAGCCGUCUUCGUUGCCUUUGUUACGGCGGGAUUUCCGUCCGAAGAGGACACGGUGGACGUGAUGUUGGCGCUCGAAGCCGGCGGUGCCGACGUGAUUGAGCUGGGCGUGCCGUUUUCCGACCCCCAGGCAGAUGGCCCUGCGAUCCAAAUGAGCAACAAUGUGGCUCUUAGCCAGGGAAUUGACUACACACAGUGCCUUGAGUAUAUCAAAGCCGCGCGUGCAAAGGGCCUUCAGGCUCCCGUCGUGCUGAUGGGCUACUAUAACCCCCUUAUGGCGUACGGAGAGGCGCGUGCGAUCCAUGAUGCACGCCUGGCCGGUGCCAAUGGGUUCAUUGUCGUUGACUUGCCACCGGAGGAGGCGACUGAUUUCCUCCGGGUGUGUCGCCAGGAGAAGAUGGCCUUUGUGCCUUUGAUUGCACCUACGACGGACGCGGCACGCAUCCGGUACCUGUCGACUCUGGCAGAUGCCUUUAUUUACGUCGUGUCCAAGCUGGGUACCACAGGUGCUUCAGAAACUGUGUCAUCGACACUGGGCGAGUUUAUCUCCAUGAUCCGUACGGCCACCGAUGCACCCUUGGCCGUAGGCUUUGGUGUAUCCACGAGGGACCACUUUGUUGAGGUGGGUGCACUGUCGGAGGGUGUCGUGAUUGGCAGCAAGCUGGUCCAGUGCCUCAAGGAGGCACCACCAUCCACCGAGUCGCGUGCUCAAGCGGCGCGGGCGUUUUGUGAGCAAAUCACUGGUGCUGCCGAAGGCUUUCUUCCGCGUGCGACACCGCUGCCCAAGCCCAAGUCCAUGGAUGGCAAGAGUGUGCCAGCGAGCUCGAUCUCUGAUGCGGCCCGCUUUGGUGCGUUUGGAGGACAGUACAUUCCAGAGGCGCUCGUACAGUGUCACAAAGAGUUGGAGCUCGCGUACAACCAGGUGCGCAAUGAUCCAAGCUUCUGGAAGGAGUUUCAAGAGCAGUUCAACUACAUUGGCCGCCCAAGUGAGCUUUACCUGGCAGAACGCCUCACAGAAAUGGCGGGUGGCGCCCAAAUUUGGCUCAAGCGUGAGGAUCUGAACCACACGGGUAGUCAUAAGAUCAACAAUGCCAUUGGGCAGGCGCUCAUUGCCAAGCGACUUGGAAAGACGCGCAUCAUUGCCGAGACAGGUGCGGGUCAGCAUGGUGUGGCGACGGCGACAGCGUGCGCCAAAUUUGGUCUGGAGUGUGUGGUGUACAUGGGCGCUGAAGAUGUGAAGCGGCAAGCGCUCAAUGCUUUCCGUAUUCGCAUGCUUGGUGCCAAGCUAAUUGCUGUCGAGAGCGGAAGCAAGACGCUCAAGGAUGCGAUCAACGAGGCGAACCGUGACUGGGUCACGAACAUCCACAACACACACUACUUGGUGGGCUCGGCGAUUGGCCCGCAUCCAUUCCCGACGAUGGUGCGUGACUUGCAGUCGGUAAUAGGACGUGAAGCGAAGGAACAGCUGCAGGAACAGGCCAAGUGCCUACCUGAUGCGGUUGUGGCGUGUGUUGGUGGUGGCAGCAAUGCUAUCGGCAUGUUCUAUGGGUUCAUUGACGAGCCGAAGGUGCGCCUCGUGGGUGUUGAGGCUGGCGGCCAGGGCAUCGAGACGGCCGACAAUUCUGCAACGCUCACACUGGGUACACCCGGUGUGCUGCAUGGCGUUAAGACAUACUUGCUGCAGGACAAGGACGGGCAGAUCAAGUCGACGCACUCAGUGAGUGCGGGUCUGGACUACCCAGGUGUGGGCCCCGAGCAUGCCUUUUUGAAGGACAGCGGCCGCGCGGAGUAUGUUGUGGCGACCGAUACCCAGGCGCUCACUGGCUUCAAGUGGCUCGUGGAGCGGGAGGGCAUUAUCCCUGCACUCGAAUCGAGUCAUGCCGUGUACCAUGCCGUGGAGCUGGCCAAAACGAUGCAGCCGGAUCAGCACGUCAUCGUGAGCUUGAGCGGCCGCGGUGACAAGGAUGUGGAGCAAAUUGCCCGUGGUCUCACCGAGCAGGGUUGGGGCCAGGCGAUGGGCUGGGUACUGCCGCCGCUUGUGUUCCAGUAA
Molecule: messenger RNA, 2097 nt
Organism: Malassezia sympodialis ATCC 42132
Lineage: Eukaryota; Fungi; Basidiomycota; Malasseziomycetes; Malasseziales; Malasseziaceae
Gene: TRP5
Product: tryptophan synthase TRP5
Biological process (GO): L-tryptophan biosynthetic process
Cellular component (GO): cytoplasm
Molecular function (GO): tryptophan synthase activity
Source: RefSeq, a predicted model, not a curated record